CUCUCUCUCUCUUUCUUCUUCUUCCUCGAAUCUUUUUCUCUUUCUUUAUUCUUUCUUUCUUCUAUUCUUCUGUUACUCAUGUUGCUACUCUGUGAUUGAAGGAGUUGCUGGUCUGAGCUCCACCGUCAGGUCUUGAGAAUCCUAUGAGACCAAUUCUUGACACUGUUCUAGACAUAUUUUGGGAAUUCUUGAAAUUAAAUGAAAGCGCCAUAACUUGAUUGCCUAUGCGCCGUAUGUGUUCUAAAGCGCCGUAGAAGAGAGCGUGAGGAGAAUGCUGGACUUGCUAGCGGUAAGAUUGGAGGCGCUGAUAACAAACAUGCUCAUGAGUUGAAGCAAGAGAAUUGGUUUGUGAGGUCAGCACAUUAGUGAAGAAAGAAGAGGAUAAGUCUCAUCCCAAUAACUGUUUCUGGGAUUUUUGCCUUUGAGCAAGAAGCAGCUGUCAUGGUUUUCUUUGAUUUUGUCUUGUAAAUAAUUUUCCAAACGUAAUAAGGUUGGCACCGUCUUGGUUCCCUUUGUAGUAUUCUUCUCUUUGCUUAUUUGUUACAAAAAGAAUAAUAUUAAAAUAUCAUGUUGUGAAGUGAAAAUAAUAAUAAUAAUAAUACUUGUUUGUUCUCUCUCUCUCUCUCUCUCACACACACACACACUUUUGAAGGGAUGUUCACUUAUAGAAAGUCCAGGAGAUGAAGAUUCAUCAUCAAAUAUGAGCGAAUCAAUAGAUCCAGAUGCAGAUGCUGAGGUGGAAGAAAAGGGACGGGUGAAAAUAGGGGAUAGUGAGCAUCUGUAGAGCCCUGUUAAGGAGAAGCAAGAGGAGGCAGAGGAAGACGAUGAUGAAGAGGAAGAGGAGGAGAAUGAGAUAGAGAUUCAAAAGAAAGGGAAGGUUGAAAUGUCAGAGCAAUCAGAGUUUGCUGAUAGAUCAGGAGAGAAGCCUAGUCAACAAUCUCAGCCUGGACUAGCAGCGAAUGCAGGUGCAGUGGACCAAGUGCAUAUCGAGAAGGGACAUGCAAUAGGGCAACAUGAGGAAGAAACUCAAAAAGUUCAGCAAAAUAAGAAUAAGGAAUCACAAGAAGGAGAGCAGAAGGCUAUAAUGUUUGAGAAGUUCCAUUCUGAAAAUCCUUUGCUUCUAAAUGUGUGCAGAACUCUCUUCCCUGACAACCAUAAAUAUGUCUGGAGUGGACCUCGCGUACUGGUUCAGUGUGAAGGUUCCCGUCGUAGAAGUUGUAUUGAUGCUGCUAUUGAAAUUUUGAUGAAGUAGGUGCGUUUUGAUUACUUCAGAUUGCCCCUACAAAGGAUCUGAAUCAAUCUUAUGCUUCGCCUAGAUCAAAUAUAAGGCAUGUUUGACAUAAAUGCUUGCAUACAAAUGGAAUGUCUGGUAGUUGGUGGCUCUUUCUCGGCUGAGAAUGGUAAUUUGCUUUGGUAUGGUCUUGAUUUACAAUCCCUAGUCAGCAUUUGUUGUGACCUUUUGGGUAUGUGGGAAGAUACACUGGUAUUUCUUGUUGUGAAUACACUUGGUAACUGUAAUGAUUUAAUAUUGAGCUAAGAUUUUUUAGUGUGUUAUUGCAGGAAACAAUCACUUGUAAAACUGUAAAUAGUUGAUCCUUUUUAUUUCCACACAUCUAUUUCUUUUCAUUUCUAAA
Hevea brasiliensis (rubber tree) is the source of this 1634-nucleotide messenger RNA. RefSeq lists its product as uncharacterized. The record is from RefSeq and is a predicted model, not a curated record. Bases 884 to 1252 code for a protein of 122 amino acids. NCBI's taxonomy places the organism in Eukaryota, Viridiplantae, Streptophyta, Magnoliopsida, Malpighiales, Euphorbiaceae. The transcript has 4 exons.